AUGAAUGACAUCGUAUUUAUCAAAGGCUCCUUAUCUAAUUGUUGUUCCAAAAUUGCAAAUCAGGAAACUGGAGCUAAAGUACGAGUUUGUGGUACCAAGGCAGAUUCGCAAGAGAAUGUUGAAAUCAGUCCGUCUGAUGGAAAUGGAAUCCAUGGUGCUUACGAAGAGUUGUUUGUUCACGUAUCAGCUGACACGUAUGAGAAAGUUGAUGCUGCCAUCGCUCUAAUUGAACUGCUAGUUUCAGUAAACCCUGCAGCUUCUUCCACAACUUCUACUGCUGUGUCUGGUGAUAAUGUGAAUGUUAUUGAUCUCAGUCAAGGCACACCUGCCCCUUAUACAGUCCCUUCUGCUGUGGUAAACCAGGGAGUGGCUCAACCAAUCAUGGGAUCUGCACCAGCUCCACCACCAGGUCUGUUUCAACGAUACCCGGGACCAUGGUACUCAACAGGUCCACCUCAAACUCCAUUGCAUCCACCAUCGGGCUUUAUUACCCCUGCAAAUCCUUCAGCACCACUACUUAGCAACCCUGUCCGUGUGUCGUCCACACCUUUCAAUCCCUCAAAUCUGCCUUCAUUGUUUGGCCCUAGACCUGUUUUGGCAGCCGGAUUCACUUCAGUUCCCCAAAAUUCUUUUUUUCCUUCAAUAUCACAGCCACAAUUUCAAGUUUUGCAGCAUCCAUUUAUGCCUCAGGCCCCUUCUCUAGGUCAUAAUGGCCCACCAAGAAAUCCUCCUAUGGCAGCUUUAAUUUCACUACCAUCUCAACCAAAUAUUUCAGCUCCACCUCCGUUUUCUGGCAACCAAACUGCACCUACAGGGCCUCCCCAGGUUGCUAGACCAGUAGUAUCCUCACUGCCUCAAUCUGCUUCCCUAGCAGCAUUCCCUGACCGCCCAUUGACCCCUUCUGGGAGCUCUAUAAGAUGGCCACUAACACCGGCGGGUACUCCAACAUCUUUAGGGCCAAGCAACAUGUCAACAUUGAUGAGUCCCCCUCAGGGACAUCAUCCUGUGGCUUCUCAACCCAUCAAUGUUUCAGGAGGCCCACCAUUAAAUAUUCCAGCCAGCAAUAUGAUUUCACCUAUAUCCAGGCCCUCCAGUUCCCAGUCAUUUGGUGCAGCUGCUAACCAUCCUAAUUUUGCUCCAGCCUUUGCUUCUGUUCCACAGCCUCAAGUGGGAUUCUCCACUCUAAUUCCAACACAAUCACCUGCACCUAUAGCAAGCCAAUCUUCUUCUAUGGUACCAGUGCAUCCGGUUGUGGAACGGGCAGCGGUGCCCAAUUUAUCCCCCAACACCGUAUUUGGAUCUGCACCAAUUCCUUCACCAGUAACAUCCAUUUCGACACCACCUUCUUCACAGUUAGGAAUACCGAGUUCUGUGUCUGGAAGUGCACCUACUUUUACUCCCUUAAAAUCCCCCUCUGUAUCCAUUCCAAAACCCCAGCAUCCUAGCUCCAGUGAUUUCACUUUUCAGCCUCAUCGGUCACAGAGUCCAGCUCAAGUGGUUCCCAGGCCAGCCAGUCAGCUUGUGCCCCAUAUUGUGCCACCCAUGAAUCAAACAAUGAAUCCACCACAGGCAGCUCUUAACUUAUCUUUUCGGCCAGCAAUGCACAAUUCAAACCCAAUACCUGAGCUGCAAGAUUUCCCCAGGCCACAGGUUAGCAAUCAGGUGAGUCGACCUCGAGCUCCAAUGUCCAUUACCUUUGCUGGAACUCUAACUGGCCCUCCAGCUCCAGUUAGAAAUCCUGGUUUUCCAAAUCCAAGUUUAGUUGUGUCUACAACUCCGGCCCCCCAAAUGAGGAACUUCAGUCCAGCUCCUCAGAUGAUCAAUUCAGCUGGGCCUUCAUAUCCUCGGCUGGGAAAUCCUGUGCCACUUCAGCAAAACUAUCUGGGCACAGCACCUCGGCCACAAUGUAUUGUGUCCCCAAAUCAACAGUUCAGAGGGAAUCUCUCCUUUCCGUAUGCCAAGCCAUCUUCUAGCCCUUCUGGAGGACAGCAAAGUUAUGAUCCAUUCUCACCCACUUCUGUGUCUGUCAAUCCUCUUCUGGGUGCUGAUCCAGCAAAGGUGAGAAAACAGGAGAGUGAUCCAGAAUAUGACGACUUGAUGGCCUCAGUUGGAGUAAAGUAAUUAUUUCUUUUUUCCAAAGAACUUCAAGAAUAGCAGCAAGGGUUUGAACAUCCCCUGGUUACAGGGGUAGGGGCACUGCAUAUCACCUAACCUACAUGUGGUUGGUGGUGGAGUAAAACAAUUCAAUAUCAGGGCAUUGCUGUUAAUAUUUGCUUCACUUCAAUGACACGGUUGGUAUGACUCAAAAUAGGAACUGAAUUUUCCUGGUGCUAGGAAAUGGCAUUACCUUUGGAUUGAAGCAUCUGAGAAGUUAAUUGAGUUCAAAUUUGUGUUCUCUACUAAUUCUUGGUUGUGUAAUUGAUAUCUAAUUGCUCACAGAGGGGGAUAGAAACAGUAAGCCUCCAAAAAUAUUUUCAGUAUCCUUUGUUCCAAAUAAUAGAGCAGCAAAAUCAUUGAUUAGUGUGUUCAACAAAUGAUCAGCAAUAAUAGAUGUGUGAGCUGAAAUGCUUCUUACUGUAUUAGUAAAUGACAUUUUACAGUAGCCAUAUUUUUG
Molecule: messenger RNA, 2614 nt
Organism: Ilex paraguariensis (yerba mate)
Lineage: Eukaryota; Viridiplantae; Streptophyta; Magnoliopsida; Aquifoliales; Aquifoliaceae
Source: the annotation of a GenBank genome assembly